Molecule: messenger RNA, 3748 nt
Organism: Betta splendens (Siamese fighting fish)
Lineage: Eukaryota; Metazoa; Chordata; Actinopteri; Anabantiformes; Osphronemidae
Gene: stx1a
Product: syntaxin 1A (brain)
Exons: 9
Coding region: 438-1304 (288 amino acids)
Biological process (GO): synaptic vesicle fusion to presynaptic active zone membrane; exocytosis; intracellular protein transport
Cellular component (GO): presynaptic active zone membrane; endomembrane system; synaptic vesicle
Molecular function (GO): SNAP receptor activity; SNARE binding
Source: RefSeq, a predicted model, not a curated record
CAAUCGAUAACUACGAUCCAGCCCAGUUUCGCCUCUUAGAUAAACCCUCGGUCGUGUCUGGGUCGCACUAUACUUCAGCCUGUUGAGUCGACGUCCGCGGAUCAGAAUAAACUCAGAAAAGCGGCUCGUGUUAAGUAAAGGUCUGUUAGUGAUGAUCGGGGGGGAAGUUUCGGGUUAAAGGAGGAAGGCCUUGCUUCGCCUUGCCUCACCUUUCCUCCUCCUCUGGAGAGCGGCCCCACCGCUCUCCCAGCAUCAACCCAAAGAGGGGGAACCGCCGCCUCCCUCCGCUGCCAGACGCGCCUCCUCGCGUGCGUCCGUCGGUCGGUCGGGCUCGCAUCAUCCUGUCGGUCUCCACCCCUUCGCUCCAUCAUCACACACGGACCGAAGCCAACGGGAGCUGACGGAGCAAGAGUGAUUUACCGGCAGAACGGGGAGCCAUGAAGGACCGCAUGCAAGAACUUAGACACGGGAAGGAGACGGCCGAGGAGGAGGACGAGGUCGCUGUGGGGAUGGACAAAGGCUUCAUGGACGAAUUCUUCGAACAGGUGGAGGAGAUCCGGGGCUACAUCGAGUCCCUGGCAGAGAAAGUGGAGGAGGUGAAGAGGAAGCACAGCGCCAUCCUCGCGUCACCGAACCCCGACGAGAAAACUAAAGCUGAGCUGGAGGAUCUCAUGGCAGACAUCAAGAAGUUGGCCAACAAAGUGCGCGCCAAAUUAAAGAGUAUCCAGCAAACCAUUGAACAGGAAGAAGGACAGAACAGGUCAUCUGCUGAUCUGAGGAUACGGAAAACACAGCACUCCACACUGUCCCGUAAGUUUGUGGAGGUGAUGUCAGAAUACAACACCACGCAGUCAGACUACAGGGAGCGCUGCAAGGGCCGCAUCCAGAGGCAGCUGGAGAUCACUGGGAGAAACACGACAAACGAGGAGCUGGAGAGCAUGUUGGAGAGCGACAACCCAGCGAUCUUCACGUCCGGGAUCAUCAUGGACAACAUCACUCAGCAGGCGAUGAAUGAGAUCGAGACGAGGCACAAUGAGAUCAUCAAGCUGGAGAACAGCAUCAGAGAGCUCCACGACAUGUUCAUGGACAUGGCCAUGCUGGUGGAGAGCCAGGGGGAAAUGAUAGACCGCAUAGAGUACAAUGUGGAGCACUCGGUAGACUACGUGGAGAGGGCGGUGUCAGACACUAAGAAGGCGGUUAAGUACCAGAGUAAAGCUCGGAGGGUGAGUGACACGUACAGCGAACCCAUGCACGUGCACAAACGCGCUCCCGCUUCCUGUACGACUGUGGCGGAUCAGGUGUGAAGCGACGCACGGACUGUACAGUGAUUGUCGUCGGCGCGUGCAUGCUCGAGUGCAAGACGUGUGUUGUGAGUGGAUGUUGUGGGGCAGCGAUUGCCAGCAGUAAUCCUGCCGUUACCGUGGCGCCCGCAGGGAUCGUGGGCUGAUGGGGAGGUGAUUAAGGAAGUCUCGAUCCUCAGUGACAGACUGUCCGCUCAGCUUCAGCGUGAACUUCAUUGAUAUUUAUCGGAAUUAAAUGUGAAGCACAAGCCUUUGCCAGCUGCUCAGUGCAGUGGUUUAAUCACUGUGGUCCCUGGGUUUAGCACUCUGCCGUAAGGAACCACUUGGACUCGGGGCCCUCCUUUUGGUAAAUGGAACAACACUGCCACCUGCUGGUUAAAACCUGCAUCAGGACAAGUAGAGAGUUGGAGUUUCACUGAGCUAAUGUGAUUAUUUCCCCAUUUACCAAAGCUUCUUCUUAUCUUCCUCUGCAUCCUUCUGUCUCUGCUUCUCACUGGUUCUCUAAAAUCCAUCUCCAAAUAAAUGAGGCAUUAUCUAAAUCGCAUCCUCUUUGUCUCCCCUCACGCAGAAAGUGAUGCUGGUAGGAGGUUGUGUUGCAGUGUGUCUCACCAUCCUCAUUAUUUCCCUCGCAGUUGGACUCAGUUAGGACCAGAACGUGGCAUCAACCACCAGCGCCUCACGCGCUGUUUAUUCAGCUCUGUGGGGUAUAGAGUCGCUCACUGGGUAUAAACUGGGGCCACUGGUUAAUGUCACUGGUGUGAAAGCAGUGAACUAAAUGUCCAGCGACAGUAAAAACCAGCUUGUGCUUUGAGUCUGUUGUAGUCAUGAUUCACACACCUCUGUCAUGUGCAUGUUCUGCAGUCUGUGCAGAUGCUUUGCAUGUUUUUUUGCAGCAGACUGGGACCGAUCCCCAAACGUUUCCUAAACUGUUGAAUCUUGUUGUUGUUGUUACUAAAUCGCUUGCUUUAAAGCCACUGUGUGGAUGUUUACACCCUCCUGGCGCAUCCUGUGUGUGCUACACCCGCUGUGAGCAUGUUAUAAACCCACUGUAGUGGCUUUAAGGCAUAUUUGAAUUCAUUUUGCUGUGAACAAAAAGCAGGAACAGACGCUGUAAAGCGUUACAGCCGUAUGUGGAAAGUCUCCAAAAGCAGAAUUACACUCCGGCAACAUAUGGAACUGCUCCACGUCCACAUGCUUCACUGUUGAACUGCAUUUUGUUCCGAUCAUUCAAAAUGUUCUGCCGUGUGUUGGGCGAAGUAACACGUUUUCCUCUGCUCCCCCUUUGCUGCUGCGGACGACCGUCAAACUCGCUGCAGAAGAAAAUCAUGAUUCUUAUAUGCUGCGUGGUCCUGGGAGUCGUCAUUGCUUCCAUCGUGGGCGGCGUGCUGGCCUGAACCCCGGCCGCUCCGGCGCCGAGGGGGGGACGCGCCGACGCGCACCGUCACACGUGCGACCGCUCACGUUCAGCCCGCUACGCGUCGGGCCCCGCGCGGCCACCGCGCACGCGCGGCGUGCGGGGCCGGGCGCGCUCCCGCAUGAGUCGCUGUUUCUGUAAACGUGUGGUGCUGCAAAAUGUUUAACUGAGUGUUGAGUAUCGUCAGCGACAUGAUGUUUUCCAAAAAGUGAAACGUUGAAUGGAACCGUUACUAAAUGGUGUGUAACGCUGUACUAAUACAUUCCAACUUCCAAGCGGCCGUGUCCACUUUGUGUUGUACAGGUUUCAUCAGCUUUAUAUUUACUGGACUUUGGCUUCUUUCUCCCCCUGACGUCCUCGGCCUCCCUCCGCAGACCCGCAUGGUUUAAUUCACUGUACAGUGGUGUUUUGUGUUCGGGUGCAACAAGGAACGAGCGCAGCUCUUCUCGUGGCGUAGUUUGCUUGUAGAAUGAUCACGCUGCCAAAUCUUUUUCUAACGCUACUGUAACGUUUCGUCUGGCCUUACCGGAUGUCCUGCCCGUGGGUGAGUGAGUGAGUGAGUGAUGAGUGCGUGUCUGCAUGAAGCACAGGGGGAGGAGGGUGAACAUUUGUAGCAUGUGUGAACGUGUGAAGAGCGAGUGGUGCGUGCUUUUCCAACCACACGUGUCUUUGUCUCUGUGUAGAGGUCCAUACAGCUCACUGACACUGCCAGUAUGUUCAAAUAAGCUGCUCAGAUGGCGUCUCGUCUGAUUGGACCCGUAGCUCUGGUCUCCCCUUCUUGUUUUAUGUGUGUGUGUGUGUGUGUUUUUAUAAGACCGGAGCUUUAAACAGAGCUUAUUCUUCUGUCAAGCGACUUGAUGGGAUCAUGGAAGCAUCAGCAUGAAUCGUAGCCCUGUAACAGACUCUGGCACAGACUGCCACCGUGUGACCAUGUUGCCUACCUAAUCUUUGCCUUUGUGUCGUAUUGUGCCGACAUGGUUUGGUUUGUUCAACGGUUUUGUUUUUUUAAGUAAAGUUUGUCUGGAAAAUCUCA